Messenger RNA from Drosophila ananassae, 1338 nucleotides. RefSeq lists its product as uncharacterized. NCBI's taxonomy places the organism in Eukaryota, Metazoa, Arthropoda, Insecta, Diptera, Drosophilidae. The transcript has 2 exons. The coding region runs from base 1 to 1338 and encodes 445 amino acids. The record is from RefSeq and is a predicted model, not a curated record.
AUGUUCCACCAGGUGCUGAUCCGACCUGAAGAUAGAUGUGGUCAUUCCCGAUUUCUGUGGAGAGAUGGGGAUGACCAGCGGGACCCCGACGUUUACGAGAUGUGCGUGAUGACCUUUGGAGCUGCAUGCUCACCGAGUGCGGCGCAUCAUGUGAAGACAGUGAAUGCCAAGCGAUUCCUGGAUACGGAUCCCAGAGCAGUCGAAGCCAUCGUGGAGUGCCACUACGUGGAUGACUAUGUGGACAGCUUCGCCACAGAGAGCGAAGCUAUCGAAGUAUCUAACAGAGUGAAGGAGAUACAUGCAGAAGGCGGUUUUGAGCUUUGCAAGUUUUCGUCCAGUUCGCCUACAGUGGAGAGGAUGCUUGGACCCGGUGUUCACGCCCAGAGUAUUGGAUGGGGUGAGGCCGAGCAAAAGAUUUUGGGAAUGCGGUGGCAGCCGGCCACGGACGACUUCAGGUUUCGAGUGAAGUACCACAAAGUUGCCCCCGUCGUGUCCGAUGGGAAGAUAAUUGCCACAAAUAGGGAAUUCUUGAGUAUGGUCAUGUCAACGUUCGACCCCUUGGAAUUUCUAUGUCGCCUAAUGAUAACAGCGAAGUUAUUGUUGCGAGAGGUCUGGAAAAGGAGGAUCCCAUGGGAUGAACCACUACCGGCUGAGAUGUACAACGCCUUUAUGGAUUGGCGUAAAGAGAUGGAGGAAGUGGAACGUUUUCGGAGCCCACGUCACUACUUUGGAUACGGGCUGGUGAAGACUAUCGAGAUGGACGUAUUUGUGGAUGCGAGUCAGUCGGCAUUCGCAUCAGUGGUCUUCUGGAGGAUCACGUAUGAGGACGGCAACGUGCAAGUGAGUGUGGCCAUUGCAGAGACUGUGCUAUGGACGGAUUCAAAGACAGUGCUGCGUUGGAUUGGCAGCACACACAGGCGCUACGUAGGGAACAGAGUAGCCGAGAUUCUGGAGUCAACGAAGGUGGACAACGUGGCAGAUGAUGCAACUCGGGCGCAACGCAGCGUGGACCUAAGCGAGGAGUCACGCUGGUUAAGAGGACCGGCAUUCCUGAGGAGACCAGCGGGCAGCUGGCCAGGAACUGCACCCACCGACGAAGCGGAUGCAGAAGACGAAGAGGAGAUGCCGAGUGAGUUCGUGCUUGUUGGCGACCCGUUUAUAUCGCUGGAGAGAUUUUCAAGCUACAGGCGAUUGCUGAGAACUACGGCCUGGGUCCUAAGGCUCAUACGUCGAUGCCGUGGACAACGAGAUGAACUGGAGAACUACGGCCUCACUGUAGCUGAGUGUGAAGCAGCUGAGGACUUGUUAGUCCGUAGAGCACAACGUGAGGCCCGAUGA